This is a messenger RNA of Nematolebias whitei (Rio pearlfish), 1050 nucleotides long. RefSeq names its product ring finger protein 215 (gene rnf215). The transcript has 10 exons. NCBI's taxonomy places the organism in Eukaryota, Metazoa, Chordata, Actinopteri, Cyprinodontiformes, Rivulidae. The coding region runs from base 1 to 1050 and encodes 349 amino acids. Gene Ontology annotation, biological process: ubiquitin-dependent protein catabolic process. Gene Ontology annotation, molecular function: ubiquitin protein ligase activity. The record is from RefSeq and is a predicted model, not a curated record.
AUGGCGGCGGCUCGGUGGGGCCGCCUCGGGAUCCCGCUCCUCCUGCUGCCGUGGUCCGGGCUUCUGUUGGCGGCCGAGCAGGUCGCUCUUGUGGAGGUGUUCCUGGACCGGGCCGGGGUCAGCGCCCUGCUCCGGGGGGAGGUGGUGGGAUCCAGCGGGGGCAGCAGGAGCCCCGAGGGGCUGCAGGGGGACCUGGUGUUGGUGGGAGAUGAGGAGACGCGGCUGGAUGAAGGGAACGAUGAAGACGAGUUGAAGGAGCAGGAGGUCUGGAUCGGAGUGGUUCCCGUGGAGAUGGACGACAGCAAAGCGUCCACCUGGAAGCAGGAGUCCUUCGCUGACGCCGUCAUGAAGCGGGCCUUGGUCCUUGGAGCUUCAGCGCUGAUCAUCCUGGUUCUGAACCAGAACACGGUCAGUGAGAUGGAUUUGUCUCAGGUUCUGUCCAAGCCUGUCGUCGUGGUCCAGACGUCUGAGAACGUCACCAAGCUGUUCGGAGCGCUGCUCAGGGGUCUUCGAGCGACGGCUAAAAUCACCUUCGAGACGAUCCUGCAGGACAACCUGGGAGCCACGCUCACGCUUUGGUCCAGCUGUGGGCGGUCCAGAGGGGGUCUCUACGGAGAGUGGCAGGGGGUCAUUUGCACCGGAGAGACCAACUCUCAGGUCCAGAAGUACCUGCAGCAGCUGUGGGACACCAUCCUCCUGGUGGUUCUGAUCAUCUGCACCGGAGUCCUGGUCCAGGCUCGUUGGCAGAACCAGGACCACCAUCUCAACAACGACUUAGAGCUUUUUCCAAAGCAGGACGUCCUUCAGACCUUGUUGUCACUGAAAACCAAAAGGUACCGUCAGCCCAAACCCUGGCGUGACCCGUCCAACCCGAUAGAGACAGAUAACUGCGCCGUCUGUCUGGAGCCGUUCAACAACAACCAGUGUCUCCGGGUCCUCCCGUGUCUCCAUGAGUACCACCGGGACUGCGUGGACCCCUGGUUGUUGCUGCAGCACACCUGUCCUCUGUGCAAACGCAGCAUCCUGGGCAGCGUCUGCAGAGACCGCUGA